Molecule: messenger RNA, 396 nt
Organism: Nezara viridula (southern green stink bug)
Lineage: Eukaryota; Metazoa; Arthropoda; Insecta; Hemiptera; Pentatomidae
Source: the annotation of a GenBank genome assembly
AUGUCAGACCCUGUAGCAAGCCUCGGAUUGCAUUUUGAUGAAGUCAAUAAGUUACGUAUCAUAGACCCAGAAAUUUCUAAGCAAACCCUUGAUUUGAAAGAAGAAUGUAACGAUUUUUUAAUAAACAUUGACUCUUUUAAAACCAUUGCGGAUGGUUUUAUCAAGCUGAUAGAUUCUUUAGCUAAAGACGUUGAGAGGGAAAAAAUGAAAGGUAUUGGUGCCAGGAAUCUGGUUAAGUCGAUGACAAAACAGCGCGAGGCAGAAGAGCAACAACUGCAGGCAUUAAUAUUAGAGAAGUCUACAGAGCUUGAAAGGUUGCGAAUUCAGCAUCAGUCUCUAUUGAAAACUGAAAGUGAGCAACAAGAAAUCUUGGAUAGACUUUUGUUAAAUCAUUGA